This is a messenger RNA of Pungitius pungitius (ninespine stickleback), 4527 nucleotides long. RefSeq names its product alpha-2-macroglobulin-like. The transcript is spliced from 35 exons. Gene Ontology annotation, molecular function: endopeptidase inhibitor activity. The coding region runs from base 26 to 4381 and encodes 1451 amino acids. Gene Ontology annotation, cellular component: extracellular region. The record is from RefSeq and is a predicted model, not a curated record. NCBI's taxonomy places the organism in Eukaryota, Metazoa, Chordata, Actinopteri, Perciformes, Gasterosteidae.
UUCCCCAUUAUCGCCUCAGUCAACCAUGGGUCUCCCUGGGACGCAGAUGUGGACAUGGACUCUUUGUGUUUUCCUCAGCUGGAUGUGUGUGGGUCGAGCCGUGGCAGGACCGCAGUACAUGGUGGCCAUUCCUGCCGUUCUUCAGGCCGGGGCUGAGACCAAAUUCUGUGCCAGUCUCCUUCAGCCCAACGAGACUCUGGUCAUGACCAUCACUCUGAAGUCCUCAGAGAGGAAUACGACCCUCCUCACCAAGACGUCCAGCACACAGUUCCAUAGCUGCACUCAGUUUGUGGUGCCUUUAGCGAAGAAUGAAGAUGUGCAAAAUUUUGAGGUGGAGGUUCGAGGCAACACUUUUUACUCAAAAGAAGUCCGGAAGGUCUUGAUCAGAGUCUAUAACCCAAGAACAUUCGUCCAAACGGACAAACCGAUCUACCUCCCUGGACAAACAGUGCAUUUCAGAGUCAUCACGCUGGAUACCAAGCUGAGACCUGCCAAUGGCCUGUAUGAUAUCAUCGAAAUUCAGGACGCUAACAACAACCGAAUCGGACAGUGGCUGAAUGAAACGUCCAAUAGUAAGAUAUUGCAGCGUUCAUACGCCUUGAGCUCUGAGGCCCGUGAAGGGAACUACCAAGUUAUUGUGACGAUCGGGUUGGACGAAAUACAUCACAGCUUCAAAGUAGAGAAAUAUGUCUUGCCUAAAUUUGACGUGAAGAUAAAUUCAUCCGCUGAAGUGAGUAUCGUCCAGGAGGAAAUCAAGGUGGAAGUAUGUGCAACGUACACGUUCGGCCAGCCGGUUCCAGGCAGUGUUGAAGUUGAGAUGUGCCGACCUCUAAAUCCCUACCUUCAACCCUCUCCAAUCGACCCCAACGACCCCUCUUUAAUCACACCAUGCCACAAGGAGACAAAGCAGACGGACAAAAGGGGUUGCGCCAAGUUUAUAUUCUCAAUCUCAACUUUCACACGUGGGGAAAAGUAUUUACAAGAUCAACUGCAUGUCAUGGCCAAAGUGGAAGAGGAGGGCACCGGUAUUUCAAGCAGACAAGAGGAGACACUUAGGAUUUCAUACGUCAUCGGAAAGCUUUUCUUCACAGACGCGCCCAAUAUUUAUGAUGAAGGGUCAAACUUGGCGGGAAAAGUUCAAGCGGUCUAUUACAAUGACACACCCAUUCCUGAUAUGAGAUUGCACCUGUUUGAGGGGGAAAGGGGGUCCGCACGCCUGCUGCAGAACCUCACAACCAACCGCGAUGGUGUCGCCAUGUUCUCAUUCAGCACAGCAGGACUUGAAGGGGACAUCCAGCUACAUGUUACCGACUUGCUGAGUCUUGACUACCCCGGUUACAGAACCCCGUACUAUGAGGUUGCAGAUCACACCGUGUUGGCCCGAUCUUCUCCUGAUACUCAAACCUCCAGCUCCCUGGAGGUGAAGAAGAAGAAUAACCCACUUCCAUGUGAGCAAGAAGAAGACUUCUCCAUCCAGUACACUGUGGUAGGAGAAGCCCAGGGCUCUGUGGAUGUGAUGUAUCUGGUCUUAGCCCGAGGAGUCAUCGUCGCUCAGGGGGUUAAACAGGUCAAAGUGCAAGACAAAUCAGUGAAUGAGGGCGAGGUCUCCUUCAAGUUGACGGUGUCUACGGACAUGGCACCAGACAUCCAGGUCCUGGCCUACGCCGUCCUGCCCAGUGAGACCGUGAUCGCCAACAGCGCCGACUUCUCUGUGGAGAAAUGCUUCAGUAACAAGGUGUCCCUGGAGUUUACUCCGUCCUCGGCUGUCCCAGGAGAGGAGACCGUCCUGCAGGUGACAGCCCAGCCGGACUCCCUGUGUGGCGUGAGCGCCGUCGACCAGAGCGUCCUCAUCAAGGAGCCGGGGAAAACUCUGGAGGCAGAGAAGAUAUUUGAUCUCUUGCCCGUCCAAAGAAUCUCCUACAUUCCAUAUAUGGUUGAGGAUUCUGUCCAAUGUUUGCACGUGAGACCAAGAAGAUCCGUUUUGCCGUUCCCCAGAAGGCCGACGGAGGACGCUUACACAGUCUUCAGCAAUGUGGGAAUGAAGAUGGCAACAAACCUCCCAUACCGAUUGCCUUCGUGCCUCAUAUACAAAGGAAGAGAAUACAACUAUGGGUUUGGCAUUGAUAUCUUUAAAAGGGUUCAAGCUGCACCAAGAUUGGAAUUUGCAAAUGCAUUACCCCCUCCUAUUAGUCUACCACCAAUAGAGACAGUCCGCACUUUCUUCCCUGAGACCUGGAUAUGGGACCUGGUGGAAGUGGGAAACUCUGGAAGAAAGGCAGUGUCCCUCACCGUCCCAGACACCAUCACCACCUGGGAGACGGAGGCCUUCUGUCUGUCCCCUCAGGGAUUCGGCUUGGCCCCCCGUAAAGAGAUCACAGUCUUCCAGCCCUUCUUCCUGGAGCUCAGCUUGCCCUACUCCAUCAUCCGGGGGGAGCACUUUGAACUGAAGGCGACCGUCUUCAACUACUUGACCAGCUGCAUCAUGGUCAACGUGGCUCCGACCCCGUCCUUAGAAUACACCCUCACCCCCCUCUCAGGUGACCGGUACACUUUCUGUUUGUGUGGCAGUGAGCGCAAGACCGUCAGCUGGACCAUGGCCCCCUCAGCUCUAGGCGUCGUGAACGUGUCGGUGUCGGCCGAGGCCGUGGCGUCACACGCUUCAUGUGACAAUAAGAUUGUGAGUGUUCCAGAGAGGGGUCGCAUCGACGUGGUCACACGAUCCCUCAUCGUGAAGGCGGAAGGAGUCGAGACCUCAGAGACCCACAACUGGCUGCUCUGCCCCAAAGGAGAGACUUUGACCGAGAGAGUACGCCUACAGCUCCCAAAGAACGUGAUUGUUGGAUCGGCCCAUGCUUCAGUAUCUGUCCUUGGUGACAUUCUGGGCCGAGCCUUGAACAACCUGGACGGGCUUCUGCAGAUGCCAUACGGAUGUGGGGAGCAGAACAUGGCGCUCCUCGCCCCCAACAUCUACAUCCUGCAGUACCUGACAAACACACAGCAGCUGACCCAAGCCAUCAAGGACAAGGCCACCAACUUCCUGACCAGCGGCUACCAGAGACAGCUGAACUACAAGCAUGAAGACGGCGCCUACAGCGCCUUUGGAACAGGACCGGGGAACACAUGGCUGACUGCUUUUGUGGUGCGGUCGUUUGCCAAGGCCCAGUCCUUCGUCUUCAUCGACCCAGCGAAGAUCGAAGAGUCUGUGAUAUGGCUGAAAAAUAAACAACAAAAGAACGGCUGUUUCCAGAUGUCCGGAAAACUUUUUAACAACAGAAUGAAGGGCGGCGUCUCUGAUGAAGUGACCCUCAGUGCUUACAUCACCGCUGCCUUCCUGGAGAUGAACAUUUCCGUAGACGAUCCUGAGGUGGAGAAGAGCCUGUCCUGCCUCAGAGAGUCUGUGGGUGACUUCAAGAACACCUACACCACUGCUCUGCUGGCGUAUGUCUUCACCCUGGCAGGAGACAUGAAGGCCCGAGCUCGUCUUCUUAAGCGCCUGGACUCUGUCUCAAUACCAGAGGGAGGGUUCCUCCACUGGUCUCAGACAGCAGCAGAUACGUCGGCCUCUCUGUCCGUGGAGAUCAGCUCCUACGUUCUGCUGGCUAAACUCGGGUCCUCGCCGACCGCUGAAGACCUGGGCUAUGCCACCCGCAUCGUCAGGUGGCUGACGACCCAGCAGAACUACUACGGAGGCUUCUCCUCCACACAGGACACGGUGGUGGCUCUUCAGGCUCUGGCUCUCUACUCCACUCUGGUGUUCAGCCCCGGAGGUUCGAGCACGGUGACGGUCCGCUCCCCCAGUGGCCAGCUCACGUUUGACGUGAACCAGAAGAACAAACUGCUCUACCAGGAGAAGGUGCUGCGGGAGACGACAGGGACGUUCGGCCUGGAGGUGAAGGGUAAUGCCUGUGCUGUGAUCCAGAUUUCUCUUCAAUAUAACGUCCCGACUCCGUCCGUUGUCGCCACUCUCGAUGUCAAGGUCACACCAAAGGUUGACUGUACCAGCAGAAGACGUGGACUUUCUCUGAUGAUCAAGGUCCUGUAUACAGGAGCAGAGGCCAGUACAAACAUGGUGAUCCUGGAUAUUAAGAUGCUCUCUGGGUUUGCCCCAGAUCCGGAGUCGUUGAAAAGUCUCAAAGGCGCCGUGCUGGUUGAUCGAGUAGAACAAACCGGGGAUCACGUUCUGGUCUACAUAUCGGAGUUAGAGAAGAACAUACCCAUCAAUUAUACCUUAGACCUCAUCCAGGUGCUCCAGGUGCAGAACCUGAAGCCGGCUGUGGUCAAGAUCUACGACUACUACCAGCCAAGUGACCAGGAUGACGCAGAAUACAUCUACGCUUGUGCCACACGUAACAAGCCGUUACAAUUUAUAAAAGCAGCUUGAAGAGGGAGGUACCGUCAGGCCUCCAGAGGGACCUGAUUCCAGUAAUCGAUGGGAUUUGUGUUCUUUAACACCGUAACUACUAACACUCAGCGCAUGUCUUUUCCCCCUCAGUGUUCUGGCACAUUGCUUUGCAGCUGUGUAUCUAC